UGUGACAAUUUUGAAAUGAAGGAAGCAGUUAGGGUCAAUUCCACCCGCAUUCGGAAAGACAGACACAUUGUUCCCUGACGUACCUUUUAUUUUCCCCAUCUUAACCCCUUUAAACUGAACCACUUGACAUCAAUCUUCGAGUUUUACGCGCUUGAAUCUCCAAUAUUUUUUAUCUGAUUCCUAGACCUACCUACUAUAUUUAUAGUAGUCUCCUUCCCCCCCUUCUCACAGAAUUCGAUCAGUGCCCGUGUUUCCAACUGAACACUGCAUUGCACCGCCCUAGUCCGUGUGAGACAGUCCAAUUAAUUUGCCCCACGCACUGGAUGGUAAUCUUCUCCGCAGACAGUGCGUGUGAAAGAAUUGCAAGCGUCAUGGAAGAAUUUUGUGGAUUCUAAACGGAGUGCGCGCUCUUCUAGAAGCACUGUUUGUGCUUACGAGCUUGGGUCGCAAACCUCAUUCUAUCAUGCCACCCUCUACCGUUUUCUCAUACUGGCGCCGCGAUCAUCGCCGGUCAAGCGCCUCCCCCGUCAGGUCUUCCGCGAAACCCAACAGCAUUGGCACCGUCCCUCAACUCCCACUUAUUUCGAAUUCAGCGGCACUGCCGACUACUUUUACUUCUGAUGGAUCAGGCACACAUGUGUCAGGCGAUUAUUUACCGGAGGUUGACUUGAGUAAAGAUGAUGUCACUGUAUCUACUUCUGCAGCCAACGCUUCCUCGUCUUCCUCAGCCAAUCUUGCAGUACCAUCCUCCGAUAGAGAUGCCCGCCCUCAUUCGAGCCCGGAGGAACGGGAAAGAGACUUAUCCUCCACACCGAAAUCGAACUCCUCACAGCCGUCCUUCGCUGGUUCGCGCCCGGACCUUACCGAAGGCGAGUCUUCUAAGCCGAACUCGCCCUUCCGGCUUUCAUUCGGAAAAGGACUAUUGAACCCCCAUUCGCAGUCUUCGGAUAGUCAUUUAAAGCGCUCAUCUACCCCUGACAUGGCGCAAUCAAGUCAUUCGCGUAUCAGGGCGCCCCCCGAUGAAUCCUCCACGGAAAAGGUAAUCGCGCCGCGAAAGGAUCACAAACAUGAGAGUACAAUUAGCCGCCGGCAAGGAGAUCGGGACGUUUCUGCAGAGCCUGUUCACCACAAAUCUGGAAAGACGAUGCUUCAUCUCUUGAAUCCCAUGUCACUAUUGGCCAGGCGCCGCUCAUCCCAAAUAGCAAGCAUGCGGGCGGAGGACGCGAAUAUCAGGGCCCGUAACGUAAUCCCUGCUAUACCAGACGAUUAUGACCCUAGAAUCCGCGGGAGCAUCGUUCAUGAUUUCUCCGCGCCUCGACCUCGUCGGAACCUGUCCGCAGCACCUGUUCUUCUACAUGGUGUGUCUAACCGACAUAGUUCGCACGAAUCGUCUUAUGCCGCAAAUGGGACACAAAGUCAUCCUAAUGACUUAGCAGUCUUUGCCAACGAUCAAAGAAAGAGACACAGCGAAUACUCGCCUGUCUUUAGAGAGCAUUUCGAGGAUGAUCAAAAAGCCUUACAGGUUGAGAAUAAGGCCUAUCUACAAUCGUCCUUAUUAACUAACCCGCCUCAUCAUGAUAACGAUACACAGUCUGUUCCUGUCUUUGCCAGAAACCUCCCCUCAAGUCUUCCAGAUCAUGAUAUAGAAUCUCAUUCUAUCGAUAACAACACACCUAAAGGAAGCCUAGAGUCUGGACCAACGCAUAGCAAUGCACUACUGGAUUCAGACACCGUUGAGAUUGUACCUCAUCAACCGUUGGGCCUACCAAAGCAUCUCAAGAGUAACGCGUCUCGAUUUAGCUUUGAUAUGAAUGGCGUGGAAUCCUCAACGCAGGAAAAGCUCCUAGAAGAAAAGCAUAAAGAGAAGGAAGCAGCGCGAAGAGCUAAAGCCCAACUAGAGGGAGAAUUAAGCGACGCAGAUGAUGAUUUUGAUAACGAUCUCAUAGACGACAUGAACGAACUUGAAGAAAAGAUUCCGGGAGUGAAUGUUGAUGCGGAUGAUGAUUAUGAAUUCGAUGACUUCUCCGGCCCGGGGAACAUCCUGAACAAAUCGUGGCUUGCCCCUGGCUUGUCUCCGGUAAUUGCCAGUCCAAGUAGCCCUAAUGCCCCAAGCAUGACCCCUAUCUCAAACGCUCCAGGCGGCCAAGACUUCGCUCCUGCGCCCGAAAAGAGUCUGGGAUCUCCUGUGCAUAAUCCCAUGUCUGUACAUUUGAGCAAUGGCCCUAAUACAGGAAACGCAGCUGAAGGCUCUUUGCAGGCGCAUGUGGUAUCUCCGUCGGCGGUUCCACAAGUGCCUAGUAAUUCUCACCUCAGUACCUCACAGCUACUUGAUGACGAAGACGAAGAUGACUUGUACUUUGACGAUGGAGAAUUCGGUGAUCUUAGUACUGAAAUCGAAGGCGAGAAGUUUGAUGAAUCAAUAUUUGACGAUGAGACAAGUCAUCUAUAUGACCGAAAGCCGGUAGUUCAAGGAACCCCCUCUGUCCAGCAAGAAGAGCAAAAGCCUGGCAUUGGGGAUGUCCUGAAUGAACAUGAUGGAUUACCAGGACAGGAUGGGGACCUGAAACAUGCACCAAGCAUGGCUAGUGACUAUCAAGAAGUGGCUCCCAGGAGCUACAGACAUGACGAGGAAUUAAUGGCCAACGCGGGGCCAGCGAAGUCGUAUGGUGGUGUGUUAUCUGAACACAAUCUUGAGGCAUUGCACAACGCUCUGGCUAAGGCAGCCAAUGACUCGGUCACCGAUGACAGAUUUGGAUGCUGCAUCAGUGUUAGUGAACAGUCUCUGGAUCAAGGAAGUGUCGCACAGACUGUGGGUUCCCAUCCAGGGCUAGUUUCGGACGACAGCCGUUUAAGCCAGCCGGCGGAUGUAGUAGGAUUCGAUUCAGUUUUCGAGGAUUUCGAUUACGAUGACAACGACACCGCUCUUUAUGAUGAUCCCAUUAUUGCCGCCGCCAAUGCGGAGGCAUUAGAGAAUGAUGAUGAAGGGUUCUACGGCCAGGAAUUUGGGUUCUAUGCGCAAGCAUAUGGAAACUCUACCUCGGAGCUCACUCAUGGCGGAUAUUUUGGACCGCGUGGGGUUGAAGGUAUUACCCGCAGCUUCAGCAGCCGUGGUAAAUUCAGAGAACCAAGUUUAACGCCCAUCACCGAGCGGAGCGAAUGGAGUACGCGUAAUUCGGUCAUCUCACUAGCCGCUCAUGGGGCGGCACACUCCAAUCCACUGUCGAGCCCUGGACUAGCCCAGCUUGUGGACAUGGGGAGUAUCGAGGACGAAAUGACACUGAGCGCUUUAUUGAGACUCCGGCGUGGUGCCUGGGGCGGGAGCAAUGGAAGCCUCCGUAGUAGUAGCGGAAGCCCACCUCCAUAUCCGCACCCUUCAUCGAACCGUGGAAGUUUCAUUUCAGACGUGAGCCCAACAGUCUAUAAUGCUCCUCCAGAUGCCUUUGGCGGCACAAGCGCGACUGACUCUCCGAUUGACAAAGGGGGAUCGUUCCAUAGUCUCGCUCAGCAACACAGUACUGUUCAGGGUGAAUACGGCAAUCCCUGCAGAGCCCAAGGUGACGGCUGCAACUAGUAGCCAUGCCAUUGCGACCGGUAUAUAUAGCCGAAUUAUAUAUUAUUUUUUUUUGGUCUCUUACGGCUGGCCUAGCUUAAUGUUUUGAGAAAUGUGACUUCGAAAGCGAGACCCUGUACUAUGUUUAAUGAUUAGAUGAUUAAUUGCAUCAUGUGUGUCUAUCUGCUGUGUCAAUCCUUUGCAGAAAGCUUGUCGAAUUUAUCCGCUUGAAGUUAUCAUAAUAUAAAUGUACUGAUCCUGGUAUAGGACGUAGUUUCGUUCUCCUAAUGACGUAUGCCUGAUUGGCAAGGCCGACGCGAACGUGGUCCUCCGCAAUAUCCCGCACCGGGAAAUGUUCAUAGCCGGCCGGCCAGCUGUGGCGGUGCAAUUUACUGCUUGCAGCCAGGUAACUUCGGCCCGCUACGGCACAUUCGGUUGGUAGGGUGAGGGCUGAGUCAGCAAACGUGGCUCCUGUAGGAGGAAAGCAGCCAGCCACAGCCACAGGCCGUCAUAGCCGUAGAUCUCGGCAAACCCUCGCUCUCUCGCUCUCAUCCUGCUUUCCUGUUUCUCUCCUGUCUUCCGACACGAGGUUCUUUUGCAACCUAGCUCUCCUCUCCCCCAACUCACCCUUCGUUUCUUGCUUUUCUGUUGAGAGUGCGUGCGCUCUCU
Messenger RNA from Aspergillus alliaceus, 4219 nucleotides. RefSeq lists its product as uncharacterized. The coding region runs from base 464 to 3571 and encodes 1035 amino acids. NCBI's taxonomy places the organism in Eukaryota, Fungi, Ascomycota, Eurotiomycetes, Eurotiales, Aspergillaceae. The transcript has a single exon. The record is from RefSeq and is a predicted model, not a curated record.